Salpingoeca rosetta is the source of this 3195-nucleotide messenger RNA. RefSeq lists its product as uncharacterized. The record is from RefSeq and is a predicted model, not a curated record. Gene Ontology annotation, molecular function: U3 snoRNA binding; GTP binding; GTPase activity. NCBI's taxonomy places the organism in Eukaryota, Choanoflagellata, Craspedida, Salpingoecidae. Gene Ontology annotation, biological process: endonucleolytic cleavage of tricistronic rRNA transcript (SSU-rRNA, 5.8S rRNA, LSU-rRNA); ribosome biogenesis; maturation of SSU-rRNA from tricistronic rRNA transcript (SSU-rRNA, 5.8S rRNA, LSU-rRNA). Gene Ontology annotation, cellular component: nucleus; 90S preribosome. Bases 1 to 3195 code for a protein of 1064 amino acids. The transcript has 19 exons.
AUGGAGGAGGAGCAUGUGCACAAGCAGCACAAUGCGCCCAAGUCGGGCGCCAAGGCCAAGAAGAAGGCGCAGAAGCUGCAGAAGGUCGCCUCCGCAAAAGGCAAGAGUGGCCAGAGCUCCGACCCUCGUGCCUUCUCCAUCCAGAAGGUCAACAAGAUCCGUCGCCGUGUCAUGCACGCCCUGGACAAGGAAACACGCAAACACCAUGCUCCAAUCGCCAAUCGCACAGCGGAUCAGCCCCCGCCACUCGUCAUUGCCGUCGUCGGCCCGCCGCAAGUGGGGAAAACCACCCUCAUUCGGUCACUGGUGAAGCGGUUCACGAAACAAACUCUCAACGAGAUCAAGGGGCCCAUCACCAUCGUUGCAGGCAAGAAUCGGCGGUACACGUUCAUCGAAUGCAAGAACGACAUGAACGCCAUGCUUGACCUCGCCAAGAUCUGCGAUGUGGCGCUGUUGAUGGUCGACGGCAGCUUUGGGUUUGAGAUGGAAACGUUCGAGUUCCUCAACAUGCUCAUGGCACACGGCAUGCCACGCGUCAUGGGCGUGCUGACGCAGCUUGACCGCCUGCGCACGCAGAAGCAGAUACGGCGGCGCAAGAAGGAGCUCAAGGCGCGCUUCCAGUCGGAGAUCUCGGCUCGCUCCAACCUCUUCUACUUCUCCGGCAUCUCCAAGGAUAUGUAUCCGCAGCGCGAGACAGUUAACAUGGCCCGCUUCCUCUCUGUUCUCAAACCGAAGGUCCAGCGCUGGCGCAACAACCACCCCUACAUCCUCGCGGACAGACUCGAGGACAUCACAGACCCCGAGGACGUGCGCGUGAACCCCAAGAUGGACCGCAGCAUCAGCAUCUACGGAUACGUGCGCGGCACAUACAUCCGAAGCGGCCAGCGGGUGCACAUGCCUGGCGGGGGCGACUUCACGCUGGACAACGUGACGCUGCUGAAGGACCCGUGCCCGGCGCCGAGCAGCAAGGAGGAGAUGACGAAGAGCAGGAAGCGGCGGCUGGACGACCGCGACCGGGUCGUGUAUGCGCCAAUGUCUGAUGUCGGCGGCAUCCUCUUUGACAGGGACGCAACCUACAUCGAGAUGCCAGAAGAUGAGGAUGAGGAAGAGGAAGGUGAUGAGGAUGAGGAUGAGGAUGAAGACAAGGCUGGCGAUCGCGCAAUGAAGGAGGAUGAGGACGCAGAACCGGACUUCCGUGAUGUUGGCGACGACGAUGGUGACGCUGAGGACGGCGGCGUGGGCGGCGCGCGGUGGAAGGAAGGCAUGCUGGAGCGCGCAUCCAAGCACCACGAAACGCGACACGCCGCAAACCUGCACGAGCUCGUCUAUGGCAAACGUGCGUCUCAGACCGUUGAUGCCGACGACGACGACAAUGACGGUGAUGACUUCUUCACGAUGCGGUCGAAGGCCAAGGCGGACGAGGUGCACGACAGUUCGCGUGGCGCAUGGAGCACAGCCAUCGACCACGACUGGGACGAAGAAGACCUGAUUGCAGAGCUGAAGAACCAGUUUGUGACGGGCGAGUGGCACGAGGACGACGAUGCACAGACGCUCCUCGACAAACACAAGCAGUCCCUCGAGCAAGGCGACAGCGACGGCGAUGGUGAUGGUGCUGAGGACGAUGAGUUUGGCGACUUUGAGGACCUUGAGACGGGCGAGGUGCACACGUCGUCCAGUGCUGCUGCUGCUGGCGGCGAGGGAGAGAUGGGCGACGCUGAUGCUGAUGGAGAGGGUGAGGGGGACGAGGGUGAGGAUGAGGAAGAGCAGCCCAAGAGCGCAUUGACCUCACGGCAGAAACGGGAACUGAAGAAAGCGCGCAUGAAGGCGCUGUUUGAUGAGGAGUACGAUCGCGUGUCCGGCGGCGGCAAGACGCAUUUCGAUGAGGUCAAGGAUGAGCUUGCGGAGCGCGUCAAGUUCAACAUGGACGAAUUCGCCGACGAGGAUGAUACGUUGCGCGUGGAGUAUGAGGGCUACCGACCGGGCCUGUAUGUGCGGGUGGAGGUGCACGGUGUUCCGAUGGAGCUUGUGGAGUACUUUGACGCGUCGUACCCAUACAUCCUGGGCGGGGUGCUGCCCCAGGAGGAGGAGAUGGGCUUCAUCCAGAUCCGCUUCAAGCGGCAUCGCUUCUACCAGCGGCGGCUGAAGAACAGAGACCCCGUGAUCAUGUCCAUGGGGUGGCGACGGUUCCAGACCACCCCGCUCUACGCGUCGCAGGACGACAACCACCGCCACCGCCUUCUCAAGGUCACCCCGGACCACGUCCACUGCGUCGCCUGCGUUUACGCGCCGUUUGUGGAUCCUGGGUCCGGGUGCCUGACGGUAAUCAACAGCGGGGAGGCCGGCACAGACUUCCGCGUCACGGGAACAGGAACUGUUGUCCAGCUCGACCAGACGUCGGACAUCGUCAAGAAGCUCAAGCUCGUCGGCUACCCCAUGAAGGUUGUUAAGAACACUGCGUUUAUCAAGGGCAUGUUCAACUCUGCGCUUGAGGUGGCCAAGUUCCAGGGCGCCGCCAUCAAGACCGUCUCCGGCAUUCGCGGGCAGAUCAAGCGCGCCAUCCGCGCCCCAGACGGCGCGUUCCGCGCCACGUUUGAGGACCGCAUUCUGAUGAGUGACAUCAUCUUUCUUCGCACGUGGUACCCUGUUACGCCGCCAAAGUUCUACAACCCCGUCCUCUCGCUCCUCCUCCCAGACAAGACGGCGUGGGGCGGGAUGCGGUCGACGUGGGUGCUGCGCAUUGCAAACGGACUGCCAACCCCGCGCAAGAAAGAUUCCGAGUACCGGCCAAUCCACCGCAAGGAGCGGCGCUUUAAUCCGCUCAAGGUCCCCAAGAAGCUCCAGGCAAACCUUCCCUUCAAGACAAAGCCAAAGCUCGCGACAAAGCGUCGUCACGCAACAUACGAGACAAAGCGUGCUGUUGUCCUCUCGGAGAAGGAGCGGAAGCGCAUCAGUCUCUUGCAGGAGCUCGCCACCAUUCGCAACGAUAUGAACGCCAAGAAGAAGGCCCGGAGAGCACAGAAACGCGAGGAGGCGAAGAAGAAGUACGUAAAGAGCGAGCUGGAGCGCACGCGCAUCCGCAAGGAGAAGAUGAAGGAAGUGUACCGCGCACUUGGCAAGGAGGAGAAGCGACGCAUGAUUGCACAGGGCAGGGCACUCCCAGACUCAAAGCGCGCAAAGGGGCCAGAGCCCGUCUGA